Gorilla gorilla gorilla (western lowland gorilla) is the source of this 1570-nucleotide messenger RNA. RefSeq names its product regenerating family member 1 alpha (gene REG1A). The record is from RefSeq and is a predicted model, not a curated record. Bases 876 to 1376 code for a protein of 166 amino acids. Lineage: Eukaryota; Metazoa; Chordata; Mammalia; Primates; Hominidae. The transcript has 6 exons.
AUAUACUUAUCUCUCUUUCUGUGAAUAUUCAGGUUAGUUUUUUCUUCCUAAUUUUGCAUUCUGAUUGGCUUUUAUUCCCUGAAUUAUAAAUGACUAUUCUAUGAUGAUUCUGGUAAAUAUUCAAUUUCACCACACAAUCUUUGACUUCAUACUAACAAACAGUUGACUUCACAUGGACAAUUUCAAUGAAGCCUGACUUCAUAUUUCGCUCCUUUAAGCUUCCUUAGGCAUCAGCAUUCUACAAUCCUCACAUUGAGAAUAUCUGUAUUUUGUUAGCUCAAACCUUGUUAGACAUGUUAAAUGUUUAGAAAUAUAAAUUUAACUUACCCCUUGAGGUAGGUCUUGAGAGGUUUGUGAGCCUAAAAAGACAUGGAGGAACCACUUAAUGCCACAAACACAUUGUUCUAAGUUAUUUGGAAUCAGUUAAUUCCUCCCCAUCUCCUAGCCAUGCCUGACACCAAAAAGGAGCCUCUAAAUUUACAGGGAAUACAAGGAAGUCUACUGUUGUCUGCUCCUCUCUGGGUUAUCAGGGCACAUGGGAGCCCUCAGUUGUUUUCUGCUGAGCAAGAGCAAAGUCCACCUUGGACUUAGACAGCUUGCCAAAUUGUUUGCCGGAAGGGGACCUGAGUUGUGACCACUCCCAGUGUGUGCCAGGAAAAGGCUUGUACUGGUGCCAGAAUCUCUUACUGUCAGUGCCCCUCUCUGGGUCCCAAAACUCACCACUUGCCCCCACCCCUUUUGCUUAAAUGACGUGGUUCUUAUCUCAGAUCCUGAUAUAAAGCUCCUACAGCUACCUGGCCUGAGAAGCCAACUCAGACUCAGCCAACAGCGAUUGUUGAUUUGCCUCUUAAGCAAGAGAUUCAUUGCAGCUCAGCAUGGCUCAGACCAGCUCAUACUUCAUGCUGAUCUCCUGCCUGAUGUUCCUGUCUCAGAGCCAAGGCCAAGAGGCCCAGACAGAGUUGCCCCAGGCCCGGAUCAGCUGCCCAGAAGGCACCAAUGCCUAUCGCUCCUAUUGCUACUACUUUAAUGAAGACCGUGAGACCUGGGUUGAUGCAGAUCUCUAUUGCCAGAACAUGAAUUCGGGCAACCUGGUGUCUGUGCUCACCCAGGCCGAGGGUGCCUUUGUGGCCUCACUGAUUAAGGAGAGUGGCACUGAUGACUUCAAUGUCUGGAUUGGCCUCCAUGACCCCAAAAAGAACCGCCGCUGGCACUGGAGCAGUGGGUCCCUGGUCUCCUACAAGUCCUGGGACAUUGGAGCCCCAAGCAGUGUUAAUCCUGGCUACUGUGUGAGCCUGACCUCAAGCACAGGAUUCCGGAAAUGGAAGGAUGUGCCUUGUGAAGACAAGUUUUCCUUUGUCUGCAAGUUCAAAAACUAGAGGCAGCUGGAAAAUACAUGUCUAGAACUGAUCCAGCAAUUACUACGGAGUCAAAAAUUAAACCGGACCAUCUCUCCAACUCAACUCAACCUGGACACUCUCUUCUCUGUUGAGUUUGCCUUGUUAAUCUUCAAUAGUUUUACCUACCCCAGUCUUUGGAACCCUGAAUAAUAAAAAUAAACAUGUUUCCACUA